AUGUCUAUUUUAGAAGUUUGGGAACAGUACAGAAAGCAACGUGAUGGUGAUUAUUUCACUGAAAACGUUUCGUUCGUCUUUGUAGCAACUGCUACCGGUGCAAGAGGUUACGAUGCUGUUAGACAGUUCCUUGCUACUGCAUACGACUCUCGUAUGCUUAGAGUGAUAGACAGAGUCCUUAUACGAACUGUCGGAGAAAACUCCAUUGUUGAAGAAUCGGAAACUACAAUCAAUUUUAUUAACGGCGAUGGUGUUUGGCUUGUGCCAGGUAUUGAUGGUCGAUACACGAUUGACAGUCAAGUUGUUAUUCCAACAGUUACUUCUGCGGUAUUCGAGGGUGAUAGAAUCUCUUCUAUACGUGUAUAUUGGGAUCAAGCAUCUGUCUUGAAACAACUUAAAUUGAUUUCCGAUAAGAACUCUUCUUGGCCAAUCGUUAGCGAUAGACAAAUUGAUGUGGUACGCGACAUUGCAGGUGCACAUCUCAAUCCAUUUGGUAGAGCUGAUCGUAUGGCAGCCGGUGUCGGUCGAACAAAUCUUAACAACCAACAAGAGGCGGUAUCAUCUCGUCGACAAUUUCAUACUCAUCAAUCUGGUGGUGGUUCAGGUGGCUCUUCCGUAUUUGGUGAUAAUGAUUCCUACGACGAUAAUUCUCAACGCGCCAGAUUUAAUUCCAAUAAAAAUGCAUCGCAUUUCUCUAUCGGAGAUGCUGAGAAUAACAAUAACAAUAACAAUGUACAAAAUGACGCUCCAAUAGCUGGAUCAGUCAAUAUAGAUCAACAACAGUAUGGUCGUCGACCUGUUCAUACUUCUAGUCGCGUAAAUCAACCUGGCGGUACGGGUGGAAAAUCUUCCGUAUUUGGUGAUAGUGAUAGUUAUGAUGAAAAUGCCCAAAAUAGGAGGUUCAAUUCCAACAAAAAUGCAUCUCAUUUCUCUAUCGGAGAUGGAAGUAACGCACAACCACAUGACUCUUCUAUAUCUGGAUCUUCCAAGAGACGAGGAAAAUCUCAAUUCGAGUCAUCUGUUGGAUUUGGUGAUGAUAAUCAACAACGUCCUUCUGUCAAGCCUUCAAGUCGUGUCUUGAAGCCUCCUGGUGGCGGUGGUUCUCAAAUUACCUUUGGAUAA
Funneliformis geosporum is the source of this 1122-nucleotide messenger RNA. Lineage: Eukaryota; Fungi; Glomeromycota; Glomeromycetes; Glomerales; Glomeraceae. The record is from the annotation of a GenBank genome assembly.